Molecule: messenger RNA, 2371 nt
Organism: Cajanus cajan (pigeon pea)
Lineage: Eukaryota; Viridiplantae; Streptophyta; Magnoliopsida; Fabales; Fabaceae
Product: beta-galactosidase 6
Biological process (GO): carbohydrate metabolic process
Molecular function (GO): hydrolase activity, hydrolyzing O-glycosyl compounds
Source: RefSeq, a predicted model, not a curated record
UAUAUGGCUGACAGGUUGAGAGAGAAAUAGAAAGAGCAAGUCUGUGAGAGAAUGGAAAAUUGGGUGAUUCUGGUUGUGAUGUCUUUGGCAUUAUUAGCAAUGGGAGCAGAAGAGGUCACAUAUGAUGGAAGGUCCCUUAUCAUUGAUGGACACAGGAAAAUACUCUUCUCCGGUUCCAUUCACUAUCCUCGCAGCACUCCUCAGAUAUGGCCAACGUUGAUAGCGAAAGCCAAAGAAGGAGGUCUCAACGUGAUUCAGACAUACGUGUUUUGGAAUCUACACGAGCCCCAACCCGGACAGUAUGAUUUCAGCGGCAGAUAUGACUUGGUGAGAUUCAUAAAGGAAAUCCAAGCUCAAGGGCUUUAUGUGUGCCUCAGAAUUGGACCUUAUGUUGAAAGUGAAUGGACAUACGGGGGAUUCCCAUUUUGGUUACAUGAUGUUCCUGGCAUUGUCUACCGAACUGACAACGAACCAUUCAAGAUGUACAUGCAAAAUUUUACGACAAAAAUAGUGAGCAUGAUGCAAUCAGAGGGCUUAUAUGCUUCUCAAGGAGGCCCAAUUAUACUGUCACAGAUUGAGAAUGAAUAUCAAAACGUCCAAAAAGCAUUUGGAGAAGAAGGAUCGAGGUAUGUUGAGUGGGCUGCAAAAAUGGCAGUGGGCCUCAAAACUGGCGUACCGUGGGUUAUGUGUAAGCAAACUGACGCUCCUGAUCCAGUGAUCAAUACAUGCAACGGGAUGAGAUGUGGGGAAACUUUUACGGGACCAAAUUCUCCCAACAAGCCCGCGUUGUGGACAGAAAAUUGGACAUCUUUCUAUCACGUUUAUGGUGGUGAGCCAUACAUAAGGUCUGCCGAAGACAUUGCAUUCCAUGUCACUCUUUUUAUUGCAAGAAAAAAUGGAAGCUAUGUCAACUACUACAUGUACCAUGGUGGAACUAAUUUUGGGAGAACGAGCUCUGCUUAUGUUAUAACAUCCUAUUAUGAUCAAGCUCCACUUGAUGAAUAUGGUCUAUUAAGGCAACCCAAGUGGGGACAUCUUAAGGAGUUGCAUGCAGCAAUCAAGUCUUGUUCUACCACUUUAUUGGAAGGAAAGCAGAGCAAUUUCUCUUUAGGUCAACUACAGGAGGGUUAUGUUUUUGAAGAAGAAGGAGAAGAAGGAAAAUGUGCUGCUUUCCUUGUAAACAAUGAUCAUGUGAAUAUCUUCACUGUCCAAUUCCGCAACAGAUCAUACCAAUUGCCUCCAAAUUCGAUCAGUAUCUUACCAGAUUGUCAAAAUGUGACUUUCAAUACAGCAACUGUAAAUACAAAAUGCAACAGAAGAAUCAUAAGUCCAGUACAAACUUUCAGCUCAGCAGAUAAAUGGGAGCAGUUUCAGGAUGUCAUCCCUAACUUUGACCAAACAUCGUUAAUAUCAAACUCAUUACUUGAGCAUAUGAAUGUAACCAAAGACAAAUCAGAUUACCUUUGGUAUACGCUAAGGUUUGAACAUAAUUUAUCUUGCAGUGAACCAAAACUCCAAGUUCAGUCAGCUGCUCAUGUAGUCCAUGCUUUUGCAGACGGCACAUACUUAGGAGGGGCACAUGGAAGUCACGAUGUGAAGUCAUUCACCUUAGAGGUCCCUGUGACCCUAAAUGAAGGGACAAACAAUAUAUCUAUACUAAGCGUUAUGGUUGGACUCCCGGAUUCAGGAGCAUUUCUUGAACAGAGAUUCGCUGGCUUAACCACGGUGGAAAUUGAAUGCAGUGAAGAGUCCUACGAUUUGACCAAUUCUACAUGGGGAUAUCAGGUUGGAUUACUAGGAGAGCAAUUAGAAAUAUACGAAGAACAAAGUGACAGUUCUAUUCAAUGGUUUGAACUAGGGAAUACUACUGAUCAAACAAUCGUUUGGUACAAGGCGACAUUUGAUUCACCCAAGAGUGAUGAUCCUGUUGCGUUGAACCUUGAGUCUAUGGGAAAAGGCCAUGUUUGGGUGAAUGGACAAAGCAUUGGCCGUUAUUGGAUCUCGUUUCAUCAUUCCAAAGGCCAACCUUCACAAACUCUGUAUCAUGUGCCUCGCUCGUUUCUGAAUGAAAAUGGAAACAUAUUGGUUCUGUUUGAGGAGGAUGGUGGGAAUCCUCUUCAUAUCUCCCUCAACACUGUUUCAUCUACAAAUAUAGAUGACACUUGUCUAAAUAAUCACUAAUUCCUCACUGCUACUCAAUAUUUAUAUGAGAAAAAGAUAAAAACACAUACAAUUCAGGAAUAUUUUCUUGCACAUUCAUAGUAAAUCAAUUGAUCCAAUGUGUAAUAUUCUUCAAAUCUUAAUUGAUUGGGAUUCAUAAUCCAAAUACUCUUUGGAAUUUAUUGUAACUUUUAACAUUAAAGGAAUGAAA